AUGGAAGACAAAGAGAUUAGACCUUUCAUAGUCCCAAGUUUCUCUCCAGAAAAAACACGGUGGCUUCAAGAGAGGCUAAAGACCUCAAACUACCCAAACGAACUUACCGAAGAUGUAGGCUGGACACAUGGUGCACCUCGUUGGGCAGUUGAGCCACUGGCAAAGAUCUGGGCGCAUGGAUUUGAUUGGGAAAUUCCGAGAGCUAAAAUGAAUAGCUGGAGGCACUACCACACAACAAUAGAUGAUAUCAAUCUACAUUUUGUGCAUGAGCCCUCAAGUCACAAAGAUGCCAUUCCUAUCUUGCUCUUACAUGGUUGGCCUUCUACAUUCUAUGAAUUUCACAAGAUAAUUGAGCCCUUACGAGAUGGGGUUAAUGGAGGUCAGGCUUUUCAUGUGGUUGUACCAAGUCUACCUGGAUACGGAUUCUCAGAGCCACCUAAAAAAUCCGGGUACGUGUUACAAGGAGGGGAUUGGGGUGGGAUAAUUGGAAAGUAUGUUGCUUCCCACUACUCGGAAAACUGUAAAGCAUUUCACACAGGUUUCCCCUAUACAUUACCGCCUUUACCCACACCGCGAAAUAUCUUGUUACAUCCAUUCAAGAUCGUCAAGUUCUUUGCUAGUCUGAUCGUAGGCUUUGACCGAAUCUAUGGAGAAGGAAGUACAAUAUUGGGCGGCGCAACUUUUGCCAACGCCGAACGAAACAAUGACUGUGGAUAUAGAUCAAUUCAAGGCACCCGUCCUUACACGCUUGCUUAUGGACUGAGCGACAGUCCACUAGGUUUGUUGGGAUGGAUGCUUGAAAAGUAUCACAACUGGGCCUUUCAUCCUGAAGAGAGAAAAGACGCGGAUGCCUUACCUGAUACUAUCCAUCCAUACGAAUUCCUGACUCAAGUAUCCAUAUACCUUCUCACCAAUACCAUGUCAUCCUCUAUAAGAAUAUAUUAUGAGUGUCUCCAACAAAACGAAAUGAUGAAAGUAAUUGUCCCACGCGUAGAGGUUCCUGUGGCUGUUUGUGCAUUUGCCCAUGAUAUUGCAAGACUCCCUGAAGAUUGGUUAAAGGCUGCUACCAACCUACAUCAGUACAGCAAAUUUGUAUCGGGAGGACACUUCCCCGCUCUAGAAGAGGCUAAACUUUUGACACAAGAUGUCCAACAAUUUGGAAAGACAUUGAGAAAUCUUCCAAUCUUUCCUAAAGAAUAA
Messenger RNA from Phycomyces blakesleeanus NRRL 1555(-), 1200 nucleotides. RefSeq lists its product as hypothetical. Lineage: Eukaryota; Fungi; Mucoromycota; Mucoromycetes; Mucorales; Phycomycetaceae. Gene Ontology annotation, biological process: epoxide metabolic process. The record is from RefSeq and is a predicted model, not a curated record. The transcript has 5 exons. Gene Ontology annotation, molecular function: epoxide hydrolase activity. Bases 1 to 1200 code for a protein of 399 amino acids.